Molecule: messenger RNA, 1631 nt
Organism: Amphiprion ocellaris (clown anemonefish)
Lineage: Eukaryota; Metazoa; Chordata; Actinopteri; Pomacentridae
Product: globoside alpha-1,3-N-acetylgalactosaminyltransferase 1-like
Exons: 12
Coding region: 187-1284 (365 amino acids)
Biological process (GO): carbohydrate metabolic process
Cellular component (GO): membrane; Golgi apparatus; vesicle
Molecular function (GO): hexosyltransferase activity
Source: RefSeq, a predicted model, not a curated record
AGAACCUGUGUGUCUCUCUCAGCAGACAGUUGGAGCUAAAUGCACUAAUUAUGUCAGCUGUGUUAAAAACGAGCCUCCAGCCAGUGAGCUUAACUGCGUUCAGCUUCUGUUAGUUUGUGUUUGUGCUCCUCUAGUUCUGGAAUAUAUUGUUUGAUUAGACUGAAUUUAAUUUAAAAAGGAGUGGAUAUGUUGCUCAACAUUUCCAAGGCUCACAUUUUGGUCAGCUUUGUGUUUCUUCUCAUCCUUUCUGGGGCCAUCUAUACCUACCUUGAAAAUAUCACCAUACCAUUCACUUUCUGCCAGCCGUGUCAUGAAAACCCUGAGUCAGUUGUGGAUGAAGCAGAAAAGCGUGUAGAGACGAAACAUUGCCCGCUUGAUGACAGCAGGAGGAGUGGAAACCUAAUAAUGAAAGCUGGACUAUCUUAUCCUCAGCCAAGCACACUGACAGGACGCACUGAUGUGAACUCUGUGACAAACUGGAAUGCUCCUCUGGUUUGGGAGGGAACCUUUGAUCCAGUGGUGAUUGAUGACAUUUAUAGCAGGAUGAACCCAAGAGUUGCUGUGGUGGUUCUUGCUGUUGGCAAAUACACUCGUUUCCUGAAGGGUUUCCUUGAAUCGGGUGAAAAGUACUUUCUUGUUGGUUUAAGGGUCACGUACUAUAUCUUCACAGACAAUGAACAGGAUGUUCCCAACGUUACACUGAGUGAAGGCCGGAAGAUUACAAUUCUCCCCGUCCCUAGUGCCAAACGCUGGCAGGACGUAGUACUCAGCAAGAUGAAAUGGGCAACCGUCACGAUUGACAAACAAAUCCGUAAUGAGGCCGAUUAUCUUUUCAUGAUGGACAUCGACAGCGUCUUCCACAACCGUUUUGGAGCAGAGAGUCUCAGUCAGAUGUCUGCUGUCCUUCACCGUGGCUUCUACAAGAAUAUAAACAGGGAUGGGUUUCCAUAUGAGCGUCGUCCUGAGUCCAAAGCCUAUAUUCCUGCUGGUGAAGGAGACUACUACUACACUGCAGCUGUGUGGGGUGGAUACCUGGAGGACAUGUACAGGCUCGUCAAAUACUGUUAUGAGCAGUCAGAGGAAGAUGCAAAGAACAACAUUGAAGCAGUGUGGCAGGAAGAGAGUCACCUGAACAAGUACUUUCUGUACAACAAACCAGCUAAGGUGCUGUCUCCAGAAUACCUGUGGUCAGACUAUGAUGCACCUGGAUCAGACAUUAAGCUCAUCAGGAUCUCUCAGUUGGUGAAGGACUAUGCUGAAGUGCGACCCAAUGGUGGACAAUGAUGUCACAUCAAUGAUAUUAAAGAAAUAACCCGUGACAGCACCUGGACAAUGAAGUUGUCAGGCAGACCACUAAUGUCAUGGCUGACUCUGUCAUUGAGGUUCAGAGAUACCUGGCAGAGAGCAACAUCCCAAGAUCCCAGGAUCCUUUGACCUGUUGGCACGAUCAAAAGAACACCUUCCCAAACCUCUUCCAGCUGUCCCUACAGUUUUUGUGCACACGAGCCUCAUCUGUGCCUUGUGAACGGGUGUUCUCUAAAGCUGGAGAACUCGCAUCAAAAAAGCGUAAUCGCCUGAAUUCCAAGAUGUUGGAAAAACCUUUUUUUUUUUUUUUUUUUUAAAUAAAAAUU